This is a messenger RNA of Carica papaya (papaya), 1073 nucleotides long. Lineage: Eukaryota; Viridiplantae; Streptophyta; Magnoliopsida; Brassicales; Caricaceae. The record is from RefSeq and is a predicted model, not a curated record.
UGUGCUGACCGUGUCAAACUCUUGUGUCGUUUCCUUUGCUUCCCAGUCACUUGACAUUUUUAAGACGCAAACUCCAUCAAUACCCAACGCCAAAAUUCUCUCCUUUUAACUUCUACUUUUCUCUCCAUUUUCUUUUUCAUUUUCCACAGAAACAAACAGACAUGACUGGGUUCAAUCCAAAACCAAUAUGGGCUUUUCUGGUGCUAUUAGCAACUUUUGUAAGCAGCGUGUAUGGAAGGUUUAUAGUAGAGAAGAGUAGUAUAACGGUGCUGCAUCCGCUGAGUUUGAGCUCAAAGCAUGACAGUGCUAUAGGAAAUUUUGGUAUACCUGACUAUGGAGGUUCCAUGGUGGCUUCUGUGGUAUAUCCUGGACAAGGGGCAUCAGGCUGUGAACCCUUUGAAGGUGAUAAACCUUUCAAGACUAAGCUUCAUCGUCCUACUAUUCUCCUUCUUGAUCGUGGAGAAUGCUACUUUGCCUUGAAAGCAUGGCAUGCCUUCAUUCUUAGCAGUCAAUGCAAGUCUCAGUGCAUAAAUCACGGCAGAUAUUGCGCACCAGAUCCCGAACAGGAUUUUGGAGAGGGAUUUGAAGGAAAGGAUGUGGUAUUUGAGAACUUGAGGCAGCUUUGCGUGCAUAGAGUUGCCAAUGAGAGCAAUCGCUCGUGGGUUUGGUGGGAUUAUGUCACAGAUUUCCAUAUCCGGUGUUCCAUGAAGGAAAAGAGAUACAGCAAAGAGUGUGCUGAAGAUGUCAUGAAAUCUCUUGAUUUACCUAUUGAGAAAAUCAGAAAGUGCAUGGGUGAUCCUGAAGCUGAUGUGGAGAAUGAAAUCCUGAAAACUGAGCAAGAAGUCCAGGUUGGCAAAGGAAAUCGUGGGGAUGUUACCAUAUUGCCAACAUUGGUCAUCAAUAAUGCUCAAUAUCGAGGAAAAUUGGAGAGAACUGCUGUGCUGAAGGCCGUAUGUGCUGGAUUUAAGGAAACCACCGAGCCUCCAAUUUGUUUAACUGGAGGUUGGGUCCGUCAAUUUUUAUUUCUGGCUGUUCCAGUUACAGAUAGCAAUCAAUGCUGUCAUGUCGUUUAA